CCUGUAGGGUAAAGUGGGAGGAGCUGUUUGAAAGCUAGAAGACUAGAACUGAUGGAAGACAUAUAUAUAUACAGGUGUGACCCUGCAUUGGUCCAUCACGCCUCCUGCUCUUCUGAAACCAGCAUCAGUUUCCAGUCUGACUAUGAGAGGUUUUGUAUUGCUGUGCUUGCUGGAGGCGGCCUUUAUCCAGGCCAAACAUUAUACCUGGGGUGGGCCUGGAGACACUGGCAAUGGAGCUGUUGAUCCCAACACAGAAAAUUUGUGUCUUGUGGACCAGGCCUCGUGUGGCUGCUGUCUGAUGCAGCAGCAAAUCCACAGGAUGAAGGAAUUCUUCAACAUGAGCCUCAAUGAGCUGGAGAGGGAACUGACAAAGACAAAGACGGUCCUCAAUAAUGUCAGAGCCAGCCGCAGUGCCUUCUCUGUCGCCCUAACCAGUCAGAGCAAACUGGAAUGCUUCGGCCCCCACCGCGACGACAAGCUCAUCCGUUACAAACAUGUCUUCAUCAACCUGGGAGAAGGCUACAAUGUGGACACAGGUGUCUUCAGCGUUCCCCGCUCUGGGGUCUACAGCCUCGCCGUCACCGUCUACAGCGACUCUGGUUCUCCUGGUAACACCUUGGCAGCCUGCGCGGGGCUACUGGUUAACGGACUGGUGGUGGCAGGGUCGAGAGAGAAAAAUAUGCAAGACCAAGAGGACAGUGCCACCAUCGUCAUGGCCAUCCACCUGAAGGCUGGGGACAAGGUGGCUGUCAACCUGCCCAUUGGAUGUUUCCUCUGCGAUGACAGCAGCCAUUAUAACACUUUCACUGGUUUCCUGCUUUAUGCUACUGACUAAGUUAGGGAAGAGUCGCCGCUCAGAUGCUUCGACAACCCUUACCCGCCUGACUAGAGUUGAGUGAUGCAUGAAAUCUUUCAGCUGUGACAAUUUCUUUAGUAUUUUUAUAAUGGAUAUGACCCAUAUCCAAACACUUACGCUCUCAUCUACACUUUGCCUGAUGUUUUGGUAAUGUAGGGAAAGUAAAAAUGCAAGUUAAUUGUUGUGUUGUUAAGAUGUCUCUGUUCGAGCUUUCCUCACCACUCAUUCCUGUCAUAUCGUUUAAGUACUUGUGUUUGAAUGAAUCUGGCACUCAUUGGUUCGACUGUAAUGAAAACUGUGAUUGAAAUCUGUGACAUAGGCUACCUAAAAAAUAAAUAAAAGUCUACAUAGCUGUA
Messenger RNA from Labrus mixtus (cuckoo wrasse), 1212 nucleotides. RefSeq names its product complement C1q-like protein 4. The transcript has 4 exons. The record is from RefSeq and is a predicted model, not a curated record. Gene Ontology annotation, molecular function: protein binding. NCBI's taxonomy places the organism in Eukaryota, Metazoa, Chordata, Actinopteri, Labriformes, Labridae. Bases 143 to 835 code for a protein of 230 amino acids.